AAAAACGGUCAACAAUGGGGAUUUUGGGAUGCUUUCCCCCCAUUUGGCAUUUUCUGGAAAAUCAUGGGACUGAGACACUUGGGGGAAGGAGCAGCUGCUGCUCCCCAAAACCCCCCUUGUCCCCUUGGAUCCAGGCAGUUCAAGAAGCCUCGAGUUGCCAGGGAGUUGCUGGAUUAUCCUGCUGCAGGUCCCUCUGGCUUAGAAUUAACGAGAUUGUUUGGAUUCGGGGAUUAAUUAGAUUAAUUAAUGCGGCCUUUCUCCCCCAGGCUGGCGGCAAGGCGGGCAAGGACAGCGGCAAGGCCAAGGCCAAGGCCGUGUCACGCUCCCAGAGAGCAGGCCUGCAGUUCCCUGUCGGCCGCAUCCACAGGCACCUGAAGACUCGGACCACCAGCCACGGGCGCGUGGGGGCCACGGCGGCCGUGUACAGCGCGGCCAUCCUGGAGUACCUGACCGCCGAGGUGCUGGAGCUGGCCGGAAACGCUUCCAAGGACCUCAAGGUGAAGCGGAUCACGCCCCGGCACCUGCAGCUGGCGAUCCGUGGUGACGAGGAGUUGGACUCCCUGAUCAAAGCCACCAUCGCCGGUGGAGGUGUCAUCCCCCACAUCCACAAGUCCCUGAUUGGAAAGAAGGGGCAGCAGAAGACGGCGUAAGGGAGCGCGGUGCCGGAUCCCCCGUCAUCGUACCGACCUGGGCACAGCAACACCUUGGGGAUGCCAGGAAACUUUUUUUAAGGAAUAGUUGAAAGGAAGAACAUAGAGGAUUGACUGUAGAGGAAACAUUGGGAUGGGUUUAGAUUCCGAGUGGGACACACCGUGGGCCUGUGGGGUGGCAGCCGGGGGGGUUUGAGGGGCUGGGCUGCCCUGCGUUUUAUACAAAAAUGGAACCCAUAAACCAUUUUUUACAAAAAA
This is a messenger RNA of Corapipo altera (White-ruffed manakin), 908 nucleotides long. Its product is annotated as histone H2A.V-like. NCBI's taxonomy places the organism in Eukaryota, Metazoa, Chordata, Aves, Passeriformes, Pipridae. The transcript has 4 exons. Gene Ontology annotation, cellular component: nucleosome. The record is from RefSeq and is a predicted model, not a curated record. The coding region runs from base 15 to 650 and encodes 211 amino acids. Gene Ontology annotation, molecular function: structural constituent of chromatin; protein heterodimerization activity; DNA binding.